AUUACCCCCUCCCCUUCUCUCUCUACCUCUCUCUCUCUCUCUCUCUCUCUCUCUCUUCUUAAUAAGCAGCGUCUGCAUCCCCCCAAUGGAUUCAGAUCUGCUUGAUCAGCUCUCGUUUGGGAAAGACCCAUUGUCAACCAAGGCUCUGUUUCAAAGAUUUUGAUGCAGAAAGAAUGGCAGAGACUGAGUUAAGAAUCAUGGAGAAGAGGGAAUCACUGUGAAAAAGAUACGGAAACUGAUCAAACAUCUUCUCUCCAACCCAAGAUAGAAAGCAAAGUCUCAGCCUUUUUCGGCUCUCUCACUCAUACAACUCUUUUUAGGGACAAAGGAGAAGAUAUAAAAAGCUGUCCUUUUUAGUGGGUAAAUGGGCUUUUAAAGCCUGCUCUGUUUUUCCAGCUCCUAUAGUACACAGUCUGAGUCUACUUCAACAUAUAACAGACAGAGAAAGAGAGAGAGAUAUCAGAGAAAUUUAUGGCUUUAAUUAUAAGUUACGAAGGGUAGAGGGUUGCAGAAGCAGAAGAUAGCAGAAAAGGGUAUUCUUUUUCUUUUUUUCUUUCUUUUAAGAGAGAGAGAGAGAGAGGGAGGAAGAUGCAUAAUACUCAAAAGGGUUUUUGAAAGAGAAGCUUUUGAAAAAGAAAAAGAAAAUCGGAAAAUAUUCACGGGAUUGUCAGUGGGUAAUUGGGUGUCUUUCAUUUUGAGUACACGUUGCUCCAGAAAGUUGAGAUUUUUAGCGAGAGAGAGAGAGAGUAGAAAUAGAUAGAGAGUGAAGCGGUGGUGGUGGUGCCUUUUGUUGUUGUAGUUUUGCCAAGUCUAGUCAGAAGACAAAGUGGGAGUAAAUUCGGCGCUUUUUUUGAAUUUAAGAUUUUAAGGAGGCGCUGUGAAGUGAAGUAGUGGGGGCAUCUGGUUCUUCACGAGGUGCUGUCAGAAUUUCACCAAAGAAAAUAAAAAACCAAGUUUUAUCCUGAUUUAUAUUUUAAGCUUGUAUCUUCAGAUUCUAGAGAGAGAGAAAGAGCACAAAUAUGGGGAGAGCUACAAGAUGGUUGAAGGGCUUGUUGGGGAUGAAGAAAGAGAAAGACCAUGUUGACAAUAAAAGCACUACGUCUGGUGAUCGGAGGGAGAAGAAACGGUGGAGUUUUGCCAAGUCGGGGAAAGACACGGGUAGUACAAUUGGUCAUGUUCCAAACAAUCAUCCACCAAAUGUUCCUGUCCCCGACUCUGCUUGGCUCAGAUCCUAUCUUGCUGAGUCAGACAAGGAGCAGAACAAGCACGCAAUUGCGGUGGCUGCUGCCACUGCAGCCGCUGCUGAUGCCGCAGUGGCCGCAGCUCAGGCGGCCGUGGCGGUUGUGAGGCUGACAAGUCAAGGCGGUGGACUCAUGUUUGGAAAAAAAGAGAGAUGGGCUGCAAUGAAGAUUCAAACUGUUUUCAGAGGCUAUCUGGCACGAAAGGCGCACCGAGCUCUUAGAGGACUGGUUAAGUUACAGGCUCUUGUUAGAGGCUAUCUUGUUCGGAAACGGGCUGCUGCUACUCUUCACAGUAUGCAAGCUCUUUUUAGAGCACAGACAACUGUCCGAUUCCAGCGAGCACGUCGUUCUUUCAAUAAAGAGAACAGGUUCCUACCUGAAAUCAAAGCCCGAAAGUCCGUUCAGGAAAGAUUUGACGACGCAAGAAGUGAAUUUUAUAGCAGGAGGCUAUCUGCAACUUAUGAAACUUCCAUUAAUGGCUUUGAUGAAAGCCCGAAAAUUGUGGAAAUUGACACAUUCAAAACCAGAUCCAGGUCUCGUAGAUUCAACACCAUACUAUCUGAAUGUAGUGAAGACCUGCCUUACCAAACAAUCUCAUCACCACUUCCCUGUCCAUUUCCAACCCGUAUUUCUAUACCUGAUAGACAGCAGCCUCAAGAUUUUGAAUGGUGCUUUAAUGGCGACGAAUGCAAGUUCUCUACUGCACACAACACUCCGCGGUUCACAAACUCUUUUCGAUCCAAUGCUCCCAGUACACCAGCCAAGAGUGUUUGUGGAGACAGCUUCUUUCGGCCUUACUCAAACUUCCCAAACUACAUGUCAAGCACUCAGUCAUUCAACGCAAAGUCAAGGUCCCACAGUGCCCCUAAGCAAAGGCCGGAACCAGGGCCGAAGAAGAGGCUUUCGCUUAUUGAAAUGAUGGCAGCAAGAAACAGCAUAAGCGGCAUUCGAAUGCAUCGAUCAUGUAAUCAAGUCCGAGAAGAAGAAGAGGAAGAAGUCUUGAAUUAUUGAGCAAGCUGCAAUGAGAAGGGUCCUCUGUCUUUGGUUAAAAUCAGGGAGGGCUUUUGCAUAGAAGAUGGUAAAAAAAACAGAUUGGAGAGAGGAAGAACCUCUCUAUGCCUUAUUUUCCCCACUUUAGUAUUAAAAAUGAAUAGGGUAGAACACAGAGUGCUUGUGUAAAUUCUUUGUUUUUUCUUUCCAUUUACCUUUUUCUCAACAGUUUCUUUCAAAUUGUGUCUUAUGAUCUA
This is a messenger RNA of Prunus avium (sweet cherry), 2488 nucleotides long. RefSeq names its product protein IQ-domain 26-like. Gene Ontology annotation, molecular function: protein binding. The record is from RefSeq and is a predicted model, not a curated record. Lineage: Eukaryota; Viridiplantae; Streptophyta; Magnoliopsida; Rosales; Rosaceae.